This is a messenger RNA of Ostrinia furnacalis (Asian corn borer), 1414 nucleotides long. Its product is annotated as alanine aminotransferase 1. Gene Ontology annotation, biological process: biosynthetic process. The coding region runs from base 29 to 1129 and encodes 366 amino acids. NCBI's taxonomy places the organism in Eukaryota, Metazoa, Arthropoda, Insecta, Lepidoptera, Crambidae. The transcript is spliced from 7 exons. The record is from RefSeq and is a predicted model, not a curated record. Gene Ontology annotation, molecular function: pyridoxal phosphate binding; transaminase activity.
GGGCUCAGUGGGCGCGUACUCGCCAAGCAUGGGUCUUCGCGCAGUGCGCGAGCGCGUGGCAGCGUACCUGCGCGCGAGAGACGGCGUGCCCGCCGCGCCUGAAGACGUGUGCGUCGGCGCCGGCGCCUCUGACGUCAUCAAGUCCGUGCUUACCAUGUUUGCGGGGGAAGCCGCGGGGAAGCCGCCUGCGGUGAUGAUCCCCAUCCCGCAGUACCCGCUGUUCUCGGGCACUCUCUCCGAGCUGGGUAUAGCAGCGGCAGAGUACUUCUUGGACGAGGACAAGAACUGGGCGCUCUCCACCCAGGAGUUGGAGCGGAGCUGGCAGCAGGCGUCCCAGGAGUUCGCCGUCCGCGCGCUCGUCGUCAUCAACCCUGGGAAUCCCACGGGACAGGUGCUAAGUCGUGAGAACAUCGAAGAGAUCAUAAAGUUCGCGUACGACCACGACCUCUUCAUCAUGGCCGACGAGGUCUACCAGGAGAACAUCGUCAGCAAGCCAUUCUUCUCUUUCAAGAAGGUGAUGCACGAGAUGGGCGGGCCAUACAGCUCGAUGGAGCUGGCCAGCUUCGUGACGUGCUCCAAGGGCUGGGCGGCGGAGUGCGGGCUCCGCUCAGGGUUUGCUGAGCUGGUGCGGCUGCAGCCAAGAGUCCGGGCCGCUUUUGAGGCCGCGCGCGGCGUCAUGCAGUGCCCUACCGUGUUGGGCCAGUGCGUGCUUCACUGUGUUAUGAAGCCGCCAGUGCCCGGAGACGCUUCCUACCCGCAGUUCGCGCGUGAGCUGGCCGAAGUGCAGCGCACCCUGACCGAACGUACUACUACGGCCUACCGCACUUUCAACACUAUUCCUGGAUAUUCUUGCAACCCUAUUGAUGGCUCCAUGUUCGCGUUCCCACGCAUCGAGCUACCGGCGCGCGCGCAGGCCGCGGCGCAGGAGAGAGGCAUGGCGCCCGACGAGUUCUACUGCUUGCGGCUACUGGAGGAAACCGGGGUGUGCGUGGUGCCGGGCACGGGCUUCGGGCAGGUCCCGGGCACGUUCCACUUCCGGACCACAAUCUUACAUCCAAGGGAAGAGUUCCAGCACAUGAUGGACUCUAUCAGCCGCUUCCACCACAAAUUCCUGCAGGAGUACGCUUAAAAUGGGCUUCAUUUGAGCAACGAAUGUUCCAAUUAAUUGAGUUUGAAAGUUUUAGUGGCAGUCCUCUGGCCUUUCAAGUUUUUGGCAAAUGUUGUGAUCUUUUAUUGGCAUUAGAGUUGUAGAUGAUGGGCGACUCUCCUUUGCUUUACCUACUCUACUUAUUGCUAAAAGUCUUGAUGAUAGGAAAAAAGGUAUAAUAAUCACCAGAUACUCGUAUGUUCAAUUUGAGAAUCUCUUAGAUAGUUUAUGAGCCUUUAUUUUAUGUGUUUGGUAUGUAAUAAAUAA